Messenger RNA from Haemorhous mexicanus (house finch), 1485 nucleotides. RefSeq names its product serine/threonine-protein kinase PAK 3-like. Gene Ontology annotation, cellular component: cytoplasm. The transcript has 13 exons. Gene Ontology annotation, biological process: regulation of actin cytoskeleton organization; intracellular signal transduction; protein phosphorylation. Gene Ontology annotation, molecular function: protein serine/threonine kinase activity; ATP binding. NCBI's taxonomy places the organism in Eukaryota, Metazoa, Chordata, Aves, Passeriformes, Fringillidae. The record is from RefSeq and is a predicted model, not a curated record. Bases 1 to 1485 code for a protein of 494 amino acids.
AUGGCUUAUCCCUAUGAUUCCCUCUUGCCACAGGUUACAAGACCAAGAACCAUCUCUCCCCUGCCUCCCUCUGCUCCUGGAGAAGAAGCCAAAGAUGAGGAAGUUGAGCAAGUCAAAUGGAAGCGUCCAGCUGUGGUCACACCACAGGCUGUUCAUUCCAAGAGAAACAUCAAGGCAGAGCCACAAGCAGAGCUGCCCGAAGCUCAGAGUGACAUCAUGGCAUUGAAGAGAAAGAACAAGGAUGACAUGAGAAGAGUUCAAGAGGAGAAUCUCAAUCAGCAGAGGGGCGAUCAACAGAACCAGGCAGAGCUGCAGGAUUCGGAGGCUAGCAACAAGGUAAGGGAGAAGAGGCUGGAGGAAGAAAUUAAAAUCAUCAGAGAUAAAGCUAAUCGCCUCUCUCAGUCUCUACAAAAGCAAGUGGCCAUAAAGAAAAUAAAUCUUCAAGGACUGCAAAGGAAGCAACUAACAGUUAAUGAAAUCAUGAUCAUGAAGAGGAAUAGGAGUCCCAGUGUUGUGAAUUAUUUAGACAGCUAUCUUCUGGGUGAGGAACUCUGGCUGGUUUUAGAGUACAUGGACGGAGGCGCCCUGAGUGAUGUCAUCAGUGAGACCUUCCUGUCUGAAGAGCAGAUGGCAGCCAUCAGUCGGGAGUGCCUGCGAGGACUGGAUUUUCUUCACUCGAACCACAUCAUCCACCGAGAUGUGAAGAGCGACAACAUCCUUCUCAGAACAGACGGCUCUGUCAAGCUAGCUGAUUUUGGCCUCUCUACUCAGCUCACCCCUGAGCAGAAUAGACGGUGCACGUUAGCCGGGACUCCUUGGUGGAUGGCGCCUGAAGUGGUGACAGGUCAACCAUAUGGCCCCAAAGUGGACAUAUGGUCUUUUGGAAUUGUGGGAAUUGAAAUGGUAGAACGAGAACCUCCUUACUGCAACCAAAGUCCUGCCUCGGCUCAACGCCUUAUAGCCACAGUAGGGACCCCAAAGCUGCGACAUCCCAAGCUCCUCUCAGCUUUGCUGCGUGACUUCCUGAGCUGCUGCCUUCAGAAAGACGAGGAGGAGCGCUGGUCUGCCAUGGAGCUCCUGCAGGUUACAAGACCAAGAACCAUCUCUCCCCUGCCUCCCUCUGCUCCUGGAGAAGAAGCCAAAGAUGAGGAAGUUGAGCAAGUCAAAUGGAAGCGUCCAGCUGUGGUCACACCACAGGCUGUUCAUUCCAAGAGAAACAUCAAGGCAGAGCCACAAGCAGAGCUGCCCGAAGCUCAGAGUGACAUCAUGGCAUUGAAGAGAAAGAACAAGGAUGACAUGAGAAGAGUUCAAGAGGAGAAUCUCAAUCAGCAGAGGGGCGAUCAACAGAACCAGGCAGAGCUGCAGGAUUCGGAGGCUAGCAACAAGGUAAGGGAGAAGAGGCUGGAGGAAGAAAUUAAAAUCAUCAGAGAUAAAGCUAAUCGCCUCUCUCAGUCUCUACAAAAGCAAUCGGUGACUCCUGGCUGA